Staurois parvus is the source of this 341-nucleotide messenger RNA. The record is from the annotation of a GenBank genome assembly. NCBI's taxonomy places the organism in Eukaryota, Metazoa, Chordata, Amphibia, Anura, Ranidae.
UCAUGCUGCUGCCAGGUCCAGAGUCUCUCAUGGGUCCCUGUACGGCCUCCCAUUGCUGCUGUCUCCAUCGCCACACUCUGCCAUGUGCCACUUUCAGGUCUCCUCACACUGCUGCUGGGUUCCAUUUUGUCAUAGGGUGCUGGCAGAUUACGGGCCUCCCAUUGCUGCUGCCAGGCCUUAAUCUGCCAUGGGCCCCUGUACCGCCUCCUCAUGCUGCUGCCAGGUCCACAGUGUCUCAUGGGUCCCUGAACCGCCUCCCAUUGCUGCUGUCUCCAUCGCCACACUCUGCCAUGUGCCACUUUCAGGUCUCCUCACACUGCUGGUGUGUUACAUUUUUUGUC